GCGCAGCAGACUCAACAGCAGUGAGGUUGUUAUCCAAGCGCGAGCUUCGUGUUAUGUCAUCUCUUUACAUACGCACAACAAACACAUCCAGAUUUCUUCGUGUGGGUCGCGGAAGAGCGAAAUAAAAGCAGUCAGCAUGUUUGGAGCAGUCGUGGUUGGCAUGGGCACAGCAGGUUGUGUGAGGAUUAGAGACAUGUUAGCUCCACAGCCUGGCAGUCCUGCAGAGAAGCUCACUGCCCGAGGAGUCAUAUCCAGGAGAAGCCUGGACACUCAGGAAGUGAGUCAGAUCUCAGUAGAAGAGGCCGUGAGCAGAGACGAUAUUCAUGUGGCAUUCAUCUGCACUGAGAAUAUGUUGCAUGAGGAUAACAUCAGAACUUUUCUACAGGCAGGGAAACACGUCUGUGUUGAGUAUCCCAUGACCAUGAACUACAAUGCUGCUGUGGAGCUCUGGGAUUUUGCCCAGGAAAAAGGAUUGAUUCUCCAUGAGGAACACAUCGAGCUGCUGACAGAAGACUUCAAAGGACUGAAGAGGGAGGUAGAGGGAAAAAUCCUGCAGGAAGGUACUCUGCAUUUUACUGGUGGACCUCUGAAGCCUGGAUUUGGUUUCGAAGCAUUCAGUGGUAUUGCUCGCCUCACCUGGUUGGUUGAGUUGUUUGGUGAGCUGUCAGUAACUGCAGCAACCUUAGAGGAGGACUCUGGUAAAAACUACAGCAAGAUGACUGCAAAGCUGCUGACAUCUGACAACAGACCUCUGACAUGGAUUGAGGAACGGGGACCGGGCCGCCCCAGGGCUAAGAACAUAAACUUUCGCUUUGACUCCUGCACCCUGACCCAGAUCCCUCCUGCACCCAGAGGAGCUGUGGGCCUCUUCAUGCAGGACAUGAUCCACUUCGCUGCCAAGCUGGUGGGCCAAGUCAGCCCAGAGGAGCUCCAGAGAGAGAAAAUCAGGAUCCUACACUGCUUAAAACUGGCAGACAAGAUACAACAACUUUGCCAAUGUUAAAUGGGAACGCUCCAGAUUUUGAUAAUCAUAAAGCUUGGAUCUUCUUAUUUAAAGGUGCAAUGUGUAAGAUAUUCAUUCAAAACAUAACAAAAUAGCUAUGAACAAAAUGUGAAGUAACAGUUCUGACGUGAUGUCAAAUGAAUUGCGUUGCAGAGAUUAUCUACUUAAGUUAGCAUGCUAACCUGCUAGCCAUACCCGUCCUGUCUUGUAAUACCAUUUUGUGCCUCGAGAGGUGAUAGUGAGUCACUGUAGCGUCCAGUUUGCCCUCAGUCCAACAUGAGAGGAUGGAGAAGUGCCCUGAGCGCUUGUCAAUUAGUGAUGCUGUAAGAGAUCCUCUCGCUCUCGCUCGCACUCCCCGACCUCUCGUUCUUCUGCUUUUUUGUCUCCCGCCACCACUUGAUCUUCCCCGUCUCUGACUGGACAGACUGGCGUGAAAUCAUCAUUGUCCAGAAACACAGGAGGCGGAAGUGCCGCUAAGAUAAUCUAUUAUAAAUUAUAUAAAUGAUCUGAUUCUGAUAAAAUAUGCAUACCAUGCUUGCCAAUCCUUUUUUUUCUCUGUCUUUUUCUCUGAUUUCUCUCUCUCUCCGCUGUUAUCCUCAAGUUUCAAAAAUAAAAAACUUCAUUCAAGAGGUUAUUAUACAGAUCAGCUCGAUCGUUACUGGUGAUUAAAAAAUAGCGGAGGGGCAGAAUGUCUUAGAGAGUAGCCUGGCUGAGGGGGAGAAGGAUGUGAAAUGCUGCCUCAUAUGUUUGGAGCGUGUGGCCGGGAAUUACACAUUGUACCUUUAAAUAUGAACCUAUAUUUCUUUUUCAUCACCAUGCCCUUAUGUUUUUGUACUUGUAAGAGUUGUAACAGCUUUUUAUUAUUUCAUCACGCCAGAGAUCAUUACUGUUUAGGUCACUGAACUGAAUAACACAUGCUAACAUGAUCAGCACAUCUGUAAACAUGCCUUUCUCAAAACAGAAUAUUGUGACUACUGGAAAUAUCAUAUAGAGCAGGUCUCCUGCAUCCAGCAAAAAUUCAGUAGGGUACAUCUGUAUCAUAUAGAAGGUAAUGUUUAUCUUUUUUGUCAAUAAACAUUGUUUUUACAUCAUAAAUGUAAAAAAUACAUCAACUUGGUAACAUUA
This is a messenger RNA of Micropterus dolomieu (smallmouth bass), 2128 nucleotides long. RefSeq names its product biliverdin reductase A (gene blvra). Bases 137 to 1003 code for a protein of 288 amino acids. Lineage: Eukaryota; Metazoa; Chordata; Actinopteri; Centrarchiformes; Centrarchidae. Gene Ontology annotation, biological process: heme catabolic process. The record is from RefSeq and is a predicted model, not a curated record. The transcript has 7 exons. Gene Ontology annotation, molecular function: zinc ion binding; nucleotide binding; biliverdin reductase [NAD(P)H] activity.